Lemur catta (Ring-tailed lemur) is the source of this 6225-nucleotide messenger RNA. It is a transcript of the gene JRK, whose product is annotated as Jrk helix-turn-helix protein. Gene Ontology annotation, molecular function: DNA binding. Lineage: Eukaryota; Metazoa; Chordata; Mammalia; Primates; Lemuridae. The coding region runs from base 484 to 2205 and encodes 573 amino acids. The transcript is spliced from 2 exons. The record is from RefSeq and is a predicted model, not a curated record. Gene Ontology annotation, cellular component: nucleus.
CCGGCGGCGGUGGCGGCGGCUCGGGGUCCGUAGGUUCCUGAAGUACUGUGCCUGUGAGGUGCCGUCGUGGACCCUGGAGAGAGGCACAGGCACCCACAGCCCAUUGCAGUAAAUCCUCGAUUAACCUGAAACCUGCCCAGUGUCUGGGGAGCUGCUGCCACGGUACCCACAGAGAAGGCUGAAGUUCCAGCCGUAUGGAGCAGUCCAGGGCAGGCUGACAUUGGUCACCUCCCCCACAGAGAGGACCAGCAGCGGACUACAUUGCUAGGAGCCAAGGCCUGAGUGUGCUGAAGCCUGGAACACUCUGGAAAGCUGAGGCUGGUGUUGCUGCAGGUGGAGGGAGGAGCCCGGGAGAGACUGGGGCUCAUGCCCAGGAUCAGCAGAGCAGGGCAGGCAGAGUGGAGAGGGAGAGACUGAGGCACGGGAGGGGAGCAGGAGGAGAGGGAAGGGGCCUGUGAACCCCAGGACCAGCCGCCCCUCCCCAUGGCCUCCAAGCAGGCUGCCGGGAAGAGCAGAGGGGAGAAGCGGAAGAGGGUAGUGCUGACCCUGAAGGAGAAGAUCGACAUCUGCACACGCCUGGAAAGGGGGGAGAGCCGGAAGGCGCUGAUGCAGGAGUAUAACGUGGGCAUGUCCACCCUGUACGACAUCAAGGCCCAUAAGGCUCAGCUGCUCAGGUUCUUUGCCAACUCGGACUCUAACAAGGCACUGGAGCAGCGGCGCACCCUGCACACGCCCAAGCUCGAGCACCUGGACCGCGUGCUUUACGAGUGGUUCCUGGGGAAGCGCUCCGAGGGUGUCCCUGUGUCAGGCCCCAUGCUCAUCGAAAAGGCCAAGGACUUCUAUGAGCAGAUGCAGCUCACGGAGCCCUGUGUGUUCUCCGGAGGGUGGCUUUGGCGUUUCAAGGCCAGACACGGCAUUAAAAAGUUAGAUGCGUCCAGCGAGAAGCAGGUGGUUGACCACCAAGCGGCCGAGCAGUUCUGUGGGUUUUUCAGGAGCUUAACUGCUGAGCAUGGUCUGUCGCCUGAGCAGGUUUACAGUGCUGAUGAGACUGGCCUGUUCUGGCGGUGCCUGCCAAACCCCACCCCAGAAGGUGGGGCCAUGCCUGGCCUCAAACACAGCAAGGACAGGCUGACCAUCCUGAUGUGUGCCAAUGCCACGGGCUCCCACAGAAUCAAGCCCUUGGCCAUCGGGAAGUGUAGUGGCCCCAGGGCUUUCAAAGGCAUCCAGCACCUGCCUGUUGCCUAUAAAGCCCAAGGGAAUGCCUGGGUGGACAAGGAGAUUUUUUCUGAUUGGUUCCAUCAUAUCUUUGUUCCCUCAGUGAGAGAGCACUUCAGAACCAUAGGUUUGCCCGAAGACAGCAAGGCCAUUCUCUUGCUGGACAACUCCCGGGCUCACCCGCAGGAGUCUGAGUUGGUUUCCAAUAACAUUUUCACCAUCUUCCUGCCUCCCAGCGUUGCGUCAUUAAUUCAACCCAUGGAGCAGGGCAUUCGAAGGGACUUCAUGAGGAAUUUCAUCAACCCUCCCGUCACCCUACAGGGCUUCCACAGCCGCUACAGCAUGAAUGAUGCCAUAUUCAAUGUGGCCUGUGCCUGGAACGCGGUGCCCACCCAAGUCUUCAGACGGGCCUGGAGGAAGCUGUGGCCUGCGGUCACAUUUGCUGAAGGCUCUUCAGAAGAGGAAGGGGAGGAGGAGGAGGAGGAAGAGACAGACCACUUCAGAGCUAAGCCGCACAAUAAGACUUUUGCUCACAUCCUGAAGCUCGUGAAAGAGGGUCCCUGUUGCCCAGGCAACAGACUUCAUAAAAGUGAGGCCAAAGAGUGGGGUGCAGUGGAAGGGGAGGUGGAAGAGGUACGGUCCCCCGUUGCCAUGUCGCCAGCAGGGGCGGUUUGGAAUCCAGAAAAGGCAACAAAAGCCGGCCAAGACAGUGCAGGAGACUCUCGUGAGAGUGAGGAGGCAGCCUGGGAGCAGGCGGCCAUGUCCUUUGACGCGGUCAUCCGCUUUGCAGAGGGCCAGCCUUGCUUCUCCACACGGGAGGUGGGGCAGCUGCACACACUGCGGUCAGUGUUCAGGAGGCAACGGCAGAUGCGGAGGAGGCGCGUGGCUCUCAGGGCUGUGGUCAAAAUUGAAGCCCUCCAAGAGUGCCCUAGUGGUCGCGUGGCCUCAGCUUGUUCUCCUUUGCCCUGCUCGUCCACAGCAGAUGACUGAUGGCUGUCAUCGGCGCUUGCCUCUGGCCGCCAGUGCCUGUGGCUCUGUGCUCCCCAGCGGUGUGGUCAUUUGGCCCAGACUGUCUGCCUGAGAUGGGAGAGCACUCUGGGACAGAGAGUCAUGGGUGCCCACAAGUACGGAGUCUCAGUUACCAGAAUGGCCUGUUCCUUGCAUGUCCCUGGUAAUCAAGGUUUGACUUUAUCACCUCUCCCAUCAUCUGAAUGUGAGGAAAUAUUCUGGAAGGGUCCAGCCUAGCCUAAAACAGACCAGAGCCUUACCCUAGCUGGACCUGGGGCCAGGCUGGGCUGAUUCUGGUCUUGGGUUGGCUGGCUGAGCCUUGCUGUGUCGCAGGGCAGAGAUAUCUGUCUGUUCAAGUGGAGAAAAGCUGCCCUCCAGGCCGACAGGUGGCAGUACCUGCCACCACCAGAUAGGCUGCCAUACAUCCCAAGUUCCGGGGUCCACCUUUCCUGCCCCUCGGAAGGCCCAGUCUGCGGGGCUGGCAGCCAUCCCUGUGUUGGCUGGACCCCCAGCAUGGUGCCUGAGGACACAUAGUCCAGGGCUGGGACUCAGGUCGAGGCUGUGUGUCCGCAAGCCUCACUCGCAGCUGUAUAGGCAGCAUGUCAUUCCCUGUGUCUCCACUUCAGUCAUAGCCUCACUCAGCAGCGUGACUCUGGGAUGUUCCCUUGUUGCCAGCAGAUCUUAUCCCUUGGGCUCUGACUGCAAGGUGUGGGUGGCCGCCAUGUUGAGUUGACUUGGCGGAGUUCCUUUCCUUAAAGAAAGUAGGAAUGUCUGGCCAGGACCUGCUCAGUGCCCAGAUAGAGGAGCACGGGGCACUGUGUGGUGUUUUUAGCGCUUUGGCUCAGAGUCCAAUGUACAAUGUUCCCCAGAGUUUCUCACUUACAGCCUUUACAUGAAUAAAUCUUGAUUGGGCAUUCAGAAACUAGUCUUAGGUUUGCACAUAAGUCACUGAAGACAGUAAAACAGGCUACUUAGAUUUCCAGCAAUAUUUGUGCUUUUAUUCUCAGCUGUGACCACAUCAGUAAUAACAUUUUGGAAGGGUUGUCUGGACUGGGUGGUUUCAUAGAGGCUGGUGGUAGGAGGACGUCAUUAUCCGCUCCAUGUCUCUAGUGGAUUUGUAGCUUCUCCAUUUCCACAGCACCACUUGCUGCCUGAAGCUGCGAUUCCAGAAGGCCUUUGUCCACAGUGAUUAGCCUCUUCUUUGAAUGUACAUCAAAUAGGUUUAUUUUCCUACAUUCUUUUCACUGCUUUGUCCUUCAAUUUCAUUCCCUUCUUGAAUUCACAUCAUGGCAGCUGAAUUGGCACAGUUUUCGUUCUAGCUAUUUCUUCCACCAAGAGACCCUUGUUCCUGAGGGAAAGCAGUUUCUCCUAUUUUUACAUUUCUCUAAACACAGAGGUGGCAGUCAUUGCUGACAGCCCUAUGCCGUGGAAGUGUGUUUCUUGCUUUAAAUGCAUGUAUGAAGAUUGUACAUGAUUGGUUUUUACAGGUUUCAUUGCUGAUUCUUUGGGCCCUGUUACCGUGUGCUGUGUUGCUCACAUUGCUCCCGUCACAUGUCUGGGGUGGGUAGCAUUUUGACAUUGUGUACUUUGUCCCAUUUUCUCGGCUCCUGUGCAUCCCUCAUGGCUGAGCCUGACAACUGAGACUGUGAAAUUGCAGCUGCUUGAGGUGUCACAGGUUAGAUGCCAGCGGCCCAGGGCUUCCACAGCAGCAGGAUGUGCUGGGUGGGUGGAGCUGGGGUAGGGAGCAGGGUGGGGCAAGCAUAGUUCCUGGCUGGCUCUCCUGGGUUCCCCAGGGAUGGUCGGCCCAUAAGACUGUAACUCCUCAGGACCAGGACUCUUACCCCUCAUUGCCAUGACCUGCUCCUGUCCUGGCCGUGUUGGGGCCGAUCAGUCACCUACGUGGCUGGGGUGAUGUCUGUCCUCAGGGUGCUCCUCCUUCCAAAGCCAGCUGCAGCGAAGCCUGCUGGAGUCUGACCCUGAGCACAGCCUUCUGUGGCUGGGAUCCCUGGUAUGUCUCUGCGGAGGGUUCUCAUGAUGAGCAGUACUCAGGCCCUGCUCUUCCUGCAGCUCCGUGCUCUCCCGGGCUUGUGAGGUCUCCCUCAGUGUGAGGUUCAGGGGCUGUGUGCUCUGCGGGGCCUAGAGCUUGUUUGUCUCUGAGUUGCUGGGCCCAGCUACCAGGCGAGUGCCUCCUGCCUCCUGGGCUCUUGCAGAGACAGGCUGUGUCCUCUGGACAUGCUUUGUUCUUUUCUUCCCAACCAGUAUCUCAGAAGCUUAAGUGGUCAAAUGUUUUAGUUUCAGAAUCUUUUUUUCCUAAACCAUGUCAGGUGGACCCCACUGUGCCAUGUGCUGGGGUGGAGGUGCACAGGACCACGUCUCUUCACUUUGCUUCCAGUGGCUGCUGAGGCCCCUCAGGAAGCCCUGGGCUCUCCAGAGCACAGUGUGAGAAUCGUGUCUAGUCCCACCUAAAUGCCUUCUCCCUUCUCACAGUGGCCCCAAAGGCACUAGCCUCAGGUCCUCACUGUCUGGUGGGGAUUGGUAGAUACUGCGCACUCUCAUUUGGUACCUUAGUGGCUUUUCCUGUCCCACCAGGAAAGCCAUUUUCAACCAGUGUGCUCACCUCAAGUGAUGCCUCUGAGUACUCAGGACCAAGGGUGUGCACCUGUAUUCCUAUCCUAGUGGCAGGACCCUUGGCCACCAUACAUCCCAGGGUGUUGGUACCCCCACACCCCACCUUCCUUACAAGCAAGUGUCACCAGUGCACUUGUCAGGCACCCCCAGUUGUCACCAUUUAGGACUCUGUGGGUCAUUUCCUGGGAAUUCCAUUUGCCAACCUUGAUCUUCCUGUCUCUUGAUGUUCAGGAUGAGUUAGAGGACCCACAGCGUCCUUAGCAGUGCCAGAACAGGACUCGGUCUCUCUGCUCUUCCUAAUAGGUAUGAGGAGUCUGACGUCCCCAGUGCUGGACACCUUGUAGGUGUCAGUCACUACCUGUUGAAUGAAUGAGUUGGGCAUCAUAUCCUGGGUGAUGCCUGCAGCACUGGAAUCUAGGGAAAGGAGACAGAGCAUCUGGUGGGAAAGUUGGAACGUCCUGCAGUUGCAGCUUCCCUGACUUGGGAAAGGCAGCCUCUGCCCUGGGCAGCUCCCCAUCCCUAGGGGUGGGCAAGCAGAGGCUGUAUUCACAGGGCAGUGUAGAUGGAAUUCAGGUGUCCGUUUGGAGGUGGGAUAAGUAGGUGGUCUUUAAGCCCCUUCUAUGUUGGAGUCAGUGCCCAGAGCACCUGCUUCCCAGUGGUAGGGUGUGUACUGCUUGUGCCAGCCUGGCUGGCUGUGGGUGCCCCAGGGACUGUCCUGGAAGUUGUCUGUCUCAAGCACAUGAAGGUGUAGAACCGACCCUGCCGCUCACCAGUAGUUCCUGUUGGGGGCAGGGGCAGACAACUUGUGCCCUGGACCCACAUGUGUGUUAUCUUUACAUAAGCCUCAUUCACAAUUAGCCACUGCAGAGCAGAUGGGAAGAAGGCAGCUCUGGUCUCCCCUGAGGCCAGCAGGCCGCAGCACUUGUCCGGUGGACUGAGGGAGGGUGGGCGUGUGGAUAGACUCACCAGUGGAUGAGGUGAUGGAAGAAAAAAGGGUGGAAGGAAGUUGUAGCCCCUUCUCAUGAUCUCUUCCACUCAGUCUUCCAAGGCUAGGAGGCCAGAGUCCCCUGGGAGGCAGCUCAGGGCCACAGCGGCCAGAUGAGUUUCUGGGCGGCAGGAUUUGAGGCAGGGGUGUGCGAAAGGCGCAGACUGCUUCCAUUCCUGGGAGGCUGUGGCAUGGGGCAGCAAAAUUUGGGACAAACUGAGACCCACCCACACUGCACCUGAGAGGUCCUACCUUAGCCCCUUUGCAGGGAGGAAGCUUCCACAGGCACCCCUGUUGGGGUUUUCCUGGGACAUAAAUGUGCUUAUGUGGGGCUUAGGGUGUGGAAGUUACAGUGUGGACUGGUGCGGAGUGGCAAUCAUAAGGGCAGC